AACCGCUCCAAACAAAAAGCAUAGCUCCUCGACAAUUCAAGAAAGAAAAGUUAUACAAAUACAGCAUAAUUUCAACCCCCGAUACUAUUAUUUUUGUAACAAAUUGGAAGAUAUAUGUAUAGUCGAGAAAAUGCAAGCGGAGCUGAACAGAACAGAGGUCCGAUGCAACUUUGUACAGAGCAUCAAAGCGUUGAGCUAUCUGCGUUGCAAUAUCUCAUCUGGGUGUUUGUGGAUUUUAUUCUUUGGUUUUCGAUUACUUAAUUGAAUAUUUUGGUAUUUAUAGUCAUUUUUCAAUGAUAAUGCAAUGCAAUGCUAUGAAAUAUCCACUUAUUGGGUUCAACAGAAAAUACCCUACAUGGGCAGUAUGUAUAGUAUUUAGUAGGUAUACUACAGUUGCACAAAACUCAUUUUCGGAAGAAGAAGAUAAGUUUGUGGACAGAGCAUAUGAAUUGUUAAGGCAAUAUGGAUGCAACGACAGUAUUCUUGACCGUUUAUUAUCUCCCACAUUAUUAAGUCCUUCCUUAGGUGUUAGGGUUUUGGAAAAGAUCCAUAGAGAUGCAAGGGUGGCUUAUGGGUUUUAUAACUGGGCAGAGGAUCAAAAGGAUUUCAAGCCGACAAUUCAAUGGAGGUGUGUUAUUAUUCACAUUCUGACUAAAGCCAAGAUGUAUGAUUCUGCAGAGACUGUAAUGAAAGGUCUUAUAAUGGAGGAGGGGAAGGAUGAGCCACUGGUGUUUGAAGGAUUGAAGGAAACUUACAAGGGUUGUUAUGUAAGCUGUGGUGUGUUUGAUAUGCUUGUUAAGUUGUAUGCUCAGUUGGGUAUGGUGGAGAAAGCACAACAAGCAUUGGGUUUGGUCAAAAGUUGCGGCUUCAUGCUCAGUGCUUUAGCUUAUAAUAAUUUUCUUUCUGCUUUGUUCAAGUCUAAACUUGUGAAUAUGGCAUGGGAAGUGUAUGAUGAAAUGGUUAGAAGCUCUGUUUCACCGAAUGUUUACACAUACAACAUUAUGAUCCAAGGUCUCUGUAUGGAUGAGAGAUUGGAUAGAGCAAUGCAGUUUGUGAUCGAAAUGACGGAGAAGGGUUGUUUGCCUAACGUGGUUACUUACAAUACCCUUAUCAAUGGGCAUUCUAGGCUUGGUAAGAUUGAAAAGGCUUUUGAACUGUUAAACUUGAUGCAGAAUCAAAGGUUAAUGCCCAACACUGUGACUUACAAUGCUCUUAUUAAUGGACUUUGCAAGGAAGGCAAAGUAAAGGAAACAGGUCAGCUUCUAAUUGAAAUGAAAAAGAAGGGUUUAACUCCUGAUAAAGUGACAUACAACACAUUGAUCGAUGGAUACUGCAAAGAAGGUGAUAUGCAUGAAGCACUUACACUGCAUACUGAAAUGGUAUGGAAAGGACUUUCGCCAGAUGUUGUGACUUACACCGCUCUCAUUGAUAGACUAUGUAAAAAUGGCAGUGUGCAAAGAGCAAGCGAAUUUAUGAAUAAAAUGAAAGAAAGAGGGUUGAAUCCGGAUGCCUUUACAUAUACUGCUUUAAUUGACGGAUAUUGCAAGCAAGGAGAUAUGCAAAAGGCUCUUGAGAUUCAAAAGGAAAUGAUAGAUAAAGGAUUUGUUCCUUCUAUUGUGACAUUUAAUUCUGUUAUCAAUGGAUUUUGUUUGGAACGCAAUAUAAGGGCAGCACAGAAUGUUUUCAAUGACAUUUUAGAGAAGGGCUUGGUUCCUGACAUGGUAACUUAUAGUACGCUAAUUGAUGGGUACUGCAAGGGAGGCAAUAUGCAAGAGGCAUUAAGUUUACUAUAUGAGCUUGUUGGAAAAGGCCUUGUUCCAGAUGUAAUUACCUACUCUUCUCUCAUUCAGGGUUUCUGUAAGGAAGGAAGACUAGAAGAUGCCUGCAUGUUAUUUGAAAAAUUGCUACUGAUGGGCUUGAAUCCUGAUCGGUUUACUUACACUACAUUGAUCAAUGGACACUGUAGAGAAGGAAACAUACAGAAGGCAUUUCAGUUACAUAAUGAAAUGAUACAGAAAGGCCUGUCACCAGAUGUAGUCAGUUACAGUGCACUCAUUCAUGGACUUCGUCAGCAAUCUAGGACAAAGGAAGCAAAUCGACUCUUGUUCAGAAUGAUGUAUGAUGAUCUGAUUCCUGAUGAAAUCACUUAUGAUACUUUGGUGGAAUACUGCGUGGAUGAGAAUUUGGAGAGCAAUGUGGCUCUUAUUAAAGGAUUAUGCAUGAAAGGCAAAAUGAUUGAAGCAGAAAAAGUAUUUGAAGCAAUGCUAGAGAAAAACUCAACUCCUAAUGAUGUUGCAUACAGUGUACUGAUCCAUGGACAUUGUAAAGAUGGAAAUAUUCAAAAGGCUUUUGGGAUGUACAAUGAAAUGGUGCAGCUGGGUUUAAUACCUAACAUUCUUACCAUUAUUGUUCUUAUUAAAAGCCUUUGUAAUGAGGGAAUGAUUAAGGAAUCAAGUCAGCUUUUGCGGGGAGUCAUAAAAGGGUGUUUGGCUCCUGAUGCUGUUUCACGAACAGUAAUGAUUGAGCAGAACUUUGAAGGAGGUAACAUGCAGGAAGUCAUAAAAUUUUUGACUGAAAUGGUUGAUGAUGGUCUUCUUCCAAAUGUAGUUAGACCCCUGACAGAGUAGUAAGAUGGAACUUACUUUGGUUAGAUACUGCAAUCAUUUCAAAAACAUAUGGCUCUCAGCAGUUCAACAGUGGACAUCCUAAUCUGAUGGACGUCAAAAACAUAUGGCCCUCAGCACUCCUGCCAAAUCUGCUCCCGAUGCUGUUCUGUUGCAGCAGCCUGCUGAUGUUCUGCUGCAGCAACCUGCUGCCAUUCUGCUGCAGCAGCCUGCUACUGAUGCUGACUGCAACUCUACGGGGCCCUCCCUGCCCAAUCCUUCUUUUGAUGGUCUUAAUGAUAGUAUUGUCUGGACCAUGGCUCGUCGUAGGCGGAAUGGAAAAUCUUCCCCCCUCCCCCAAAUUUGUCUUGGCUCGGAUGAUUCUCCCCAUCCUUGAGCUGGGUUUUGGGUUGUUGCAGGUUUGAUAGGUUCUUUUCACCUGUUUGACCUUGGUUCCUCCGGGGUUCGUACCUCUGUUUUGUUGUUUUUUUUACUGCCUUUGGGCUGUUUUUUUAAGGGUCAGCACCCUUGUCUGUUGUUUUUGUAAUGUUGAUAGUCUUUGGCUAUGUCAAGGGUCAGCGCCCUAGUUAACGCUGCUUUACUAAUAAAAAAUAAUGGACAUCCUAAAGAAACAUUGCCAGUGGGGCUCUGUGACUUAAAA
Messenger RNA from Cryptomeria japonica (Japanese cedar), 3264 nucleotides. Its product is annotated as pentatricopeptide repeat-containing protein At5g39710. Bases 294 to 2627 code for a protein of 777 amino acids. The transcript is spliced from 2 exons. The record is from RefSeq and is a predicted model, not a curated record. NCBI's taxonomy places the organism in Eukaryota, Viridiplantae, Streptophyta, Pinopsida, Cupressales, Cupressaceae. Gene Ontology annotation, molecular function: protein binding.